Molecule: messenger RNA, 654 nt
Organism: Durusdinium trenchii
Lineage: Eukaryota; Dinophyceae; Suessiales; Symbiodiniaceae
Source: the annotation of a GenBank genome assembly
AUGUCUAACUACGGGAAGGAUUUCGAGAAGUACAUGCAAGGGCAAGGAAAGGGUUCGCAGGGUGGUGACUACCAGAAGUACAUGUCCAAGUAUACGGGCAGCUAUCAGAAGUACAUGCAAGGUCAGAAAGAGGGCACGCAGGAGAAGAAGGAGGAGGACAAGGCCGGAGAGGAUAAGGAGAAGAAGGGUAAGGCUGCUGAUGCAAAGGGUGCUUCUUCAGAAGGCAAAGCGACUCCAAGUGUUUUGCUAGAGGAGGACACUGAGACGACCCCUGCUUUUCUGUUCUAUGCCCCUUUGCUGUUGCUGUCUGUGGCUGGCAUGGGCUCCAUGUAUGUGGAGUGCCAGCGCCGCGCGGGCCGUCGCCAGCAACCUGAGGGCUACUUGCAGCUAGAGGCAGAUGACCGGUGCAUGAUCUUCACGACGGUUGAUUGGCUGAAGUCGAGGUCUAACCAUGCAGCUUCGCAGCUUCUGAGACACCUUGGUGCGGAAUUGGUGCGGAGAAAAAUUGCUGUGCGAUUCCGUCUGGAUUUGCCCUUAGAGAACGGCCAGAUCUUGCGCCUCUACCCAGAGCGAGGCUUGGAUGCCGCCUCUGCAUACCAGCAACUCUACCAGCAGGCGGCUGCGUACCAGCAAGUAGCCCAGGCUGGGUGGUGA